AAAAAAAACCUCAGGCUGUAGUGGAGGAGCGGAGAACAAGGGCGGAACUGUUUUCAUUUAUUCCGCUUUAAAAUACUAUAUAUUCAUUCGGCGGUCGGUUUUCACUAUAUAUUAUAUAUAUUUUUUAAUAAUUGUAAGUAUUGCGUCUCACGAAUGUGAAAGAAGAAGCGCAUUUCGAGGAGUUUUUGCAGUAAAAGGAUGUCAAUGAGGCCUCGCAACAGGGAAAUCUGCGCUGACUGCAGCGCCCCUGAGCCUCGAUGGGCCUCAAUCAAUAGAGGAGUCCUUAUUUGUGACGAGUGCUGCAGUAUACACCGAGGUCUGGGUCGUCACAGCUCGCAGGUCCGCCAUCUGACCCACACGCCGUGGCCUCCGUCGCAAUUACAGAUGGUCCAGACUUUAUAUAACAAUGGGGCGAAUUCAAUUUGGGAGCACAGUCUUCUCGACCCUUCCUCGAUUAUGAGCGGAAAACGCAAAGCCAAUCCACAGGACAGAGUGCAUCCCAACAAAACGGAGUUCAUAAAGGCCAAAUACCAGAUGUUGGCUUUUGUUCAUCGGAUGCCAUGUCGCGAGGACGACAGCGUGACUGCGAAGGAUCUGAGUAAACAACUCCACUCGAGCGUGCGCACCGGGAACCUGGAGACGUGUCUCAGGCUGUUGUCUUUGGGAGCGCAGGCCAACUUCUUCCAUCCAGAGAAAGGGAACACUCCGUUACACGUGGCGGCGAAAGCGGGUCAGCUUCUCCAAGCCGAGCUCCUGACCGUGUACGGCGCAGACCCCGGCGCUCCAGACAGCAGCGGAAACACACCGAUCGAUUAUGCAAGACAAGCAGGACAUCAGGAGCUGGCUGACAGGUUGGUGGAGAUCCAGUACGAACUGACGGACAGAUUAGCCUUCUAUCUGUGUGGAAGAAAACCAGAUCACAAAAAUGGACAGCAUUUUAUCAUUCCUCAGAUAGCAGACAGCACUCUGGAUUUGACUGAACUGGCUAAAGCUGCAAAAAAGAAACUCCAGUCACUCAGCAAUCAUCAGUUUGAAGAGCUGGCCAUGGACGUUUACGAUGAGGUCGACAGAAGAGAAACCGAUGCAGUGUGGCUCGCGACUCAGAACCAUAGCACUCUGGUGACUGAAACCACAGUGGUUCCCUUUCUCCCAGUCAACCCUGAGUACUCGUCCACCAGGAACCAGGGACGGCAGAAGCUGGCGAGGUUCAACGCUCACGAAUUUGCUACACUUGUGAUAGACAUUUUAGCUGACGCAAAACGCCGCCAGCAAGGGAAUUCCCCGGAUGUCAAGGAUAACGUGGAGCUGAUUCUGAAAGAUAUCGGCAGCCGCCUCGGGAACGAGAACCAAGAGCCCGAACAGCCAGAUUACGACAGCGUGGCAUCUGAUGAAGACGCAGAACGCGAGCCAGGCUCUGGGAAAGACGAGAGGACCAAGAGCUCGGAGUCCUCGGACCUAUCCGACGGCCCCAUCACCAUGCAGGAGUUCAUGGAGGUGAAGAACGCCUUGAACGCAUCCGAGGCCAAGAUCCAGCAGCUGCUCAAGGUCAACUGCCACCUGAGCGAAGAGCUGAGGCACAUGCAGAGCAAGCUGAAUUCCCUGCAGAACGAGAACAGCAAUCUGAAAUGGCAGGGUGCCAACAGCCUGGUGCACCCACAGGAGCCGCAGCGACGGGCCCCGCCCCGUGGAGGCAGAGCCAUGUCUAUGUACGAGACGGGCUCGGGUAUGAAGCACUACCAUGCCAAAGCAGACGGUGCACAUCCCGAGCCUGGCAGCCUCACCCUCCAGCCCCUACCUCCUGGUAUUGGGAAGGGUCCAUCCAUGGGCGCCUCCUCCCUCCCCACCUUCCCUUCCACCCUGUCCUGGGCGUGGGACGAGCGAGCCCAAAGGGGGUCCAGGGUGGAGGGAAAGAGCAGCACCUCCGAGAGCGACUACGAUAACACGCCCAACCAUGCCGAACUGGACGACUCCAGGCCGAACGUUCCUAGGACCGGUGGCCGGCUUGGAGAGGGAGCCAUCCCCGAAUCGGGUGACUUUGAGUGCGAGACGGACUCGGUGCUGCCCUCCACUGAGGACGUCAUCAGCAAGACAGAGCAGAUCACCAAGAACAUCCAGGAGCUGCUGCGUGCCGCACAGGAGAACAAACAAGAGAGCUUCAUCCCAUGCUCCGAAAGAAUUCAUCUGGCUGUGACUGAAAUGGCCACGCUGUUUCCCAAGAGGCCGAGUUCAGAGAUGGUACGCGGCUCCCUGCGGCUGCUAACCUCCAGCGCCAGCCGACUGCAGGGCGAGUGCCAGCGAGCAGCACCAGCCGAUUCUUGCCCCGCCGACGCCCAGCUGGUCACGCAGCAGCUCAUCCAGUGCGCCUACGACAUCGCCAAGGCUGCCAAGCAGCUCGUCACCGUCACCACCAAAGAGAGCAACUGAGCCACUCACCUUUUACCGUCCUUUUCAUUUCAGUGCUGACGACAUCGCCCGUCGUAACUGUUGGGGGUUUUUUCUUUUUCUUUUUUUUUUUUUUUUACAGCAUCAGUAUUAUAAAAAGUUAUAUUUUUUAUUUAAAGGAAUUGGGUUCAUAGUGUCUGUUAACCAAAUGUUAAGUUAUAAUCUUGGUAUGGUAACAUGUUCACGUCUACAGGCCAUUUAGUUUACACAUUUCACUGUAGUGUAGCUCAGUCCGUGCUGCCGUUCUCUGGUAACGUGUCAAAUGGUCAUGUGACAGUGCAGUCUCUUGUGCUGAUAAAACCCAGCCAUAAUGUGUGAAUAUUUAGUCCUUCCUGCAUAAAACACCACUUAAACCCUCAUCCUGUGACUUAGCAAAUGUACAGUAUCAGAAGUAUACGACGUCUUUACUUGUAAUGUUGAAGUCUUUAAGCUGUAAUACCUCAUACAUACAUAGCCGACUGCACCAAACCUCCUGUUACCAUGUUCCAGAGAUUCCAGGACACUGUUUUUGAUUCGACACAAACCACAUUUACUUCUGCUUUCUAAACGGCUUUGUUCGAGUACUUGGGGUUUUUUUUGUUUUGUUUUGUUUUUUUGUGCAAAAUGCUUCGCUCUCGUUUUCACUUGCAUUUAUUUGUAAUUGUGCUUUGUGCAAUUAUGAAUGGAAAUUCAUCCAAAGGAUGUGUUGCCUUGUGUCUCAAAAUCCAUCAGCAGUUGCGCUUGUGAUUUCUUUAUGUGGUGCUAAUAAUGUGUCCUCGUAUUCUUCAGUAUAUUGUAUAAUAUCUAAAUGCUGCUAUGCUGUCUUCUACAUAUGCAACUAAUAAGGUGGUGUUGGCUCAGUCCCAUCUGCGUACAGGGAUAACAAAAACCGUGACGGUUUAGCUUCUGUGAAAACCUUGCCAUUGAAUAUAAUAAACCAGAAUUUAUAACAUGCUAA
Neoarius graeffei (lesser salmon catfish) is the source of this 3379-nucleotide messenger RNA. It is a transcript of the gene git2b, whose product is annotated as G protein-coupled receptor kinase interacting ArfGAP 2b. NCBI's taxonomy places the organism in Eukaryota, Metazoa, Chordata, Actinopteri, Siluriformes, Ariidae. Gene Ontology annotation, molecular function: GTPase activator activity; protein binding. Gene Ontology annotation, biological process: brain development; regulation of ARF protein signal transduction. Bases 199 to 2424 code for a protein of 741 amino acids. The transcript has 20 exons. The record is from RefSeq and is a predicted model, not a curated record.